AUGGGAAAUUGUAAAUCUUACUCUACUCAUUUUAAUGUGUACAAAAACAACACAAAUGAGUUAUAUGAAAACUUAAUAUGUAAUUUUAUUAAGGAGGAUAAAUUAUUUUUUUGUAGGAAGGCUUUUGUUGUUUAUGAAAUUUUAAAAAAAAAACUUGAAAAUUCAGAUUUAUAUGUUUAUUAUAUUAUAAGCUCUGUUCAAAGAAAGAAAGUGAAAAAUGCGGUUGCAUAUCUAAAUGAAGAUUACGAUAUCGAAGUUUUGAAUUUUUUUUUAAAAUUAUUUAAAAGAAUUAAUAAUGAAUAUUAUAAUAAUAUAUUUAAUUUUCAUUUGAGUAGUUACUAUAACUACCUUUUUCGCGAGGAUACCAAAUUUACUAAUUAUUCUGAACAAAUGAAUUUAUUAAGAAACAUGUAUGACUUCAUACGCUUGAAAUUUUUAAUGGAAAAUAUCUGUUUACAUGUAUAUUUUCAGAUGUAUGAUAAUUGCAAUGAAUAUUAUGAAUGGAAUGACAAUUUUUUAAUUGAAAAAUUGAAUAACAAUGAAAUAACAUAUGGAAAAUUAAAUGAAUCAUUACAAUUAAAUAAAAAAAUAAUGAGUAUAUCAAUAGAAAAAAACAAAAUUAUGCAUUUAAUAAAAAAAAGUUUUAAAAAAAUAGAAAAUUUUUGUAGAAAUAUUUUGCAUUGCAAUAUGUUUGAUAAUUUUAAAAUGUCAAAUGAAUUUUGUUUAUAUAUAUUACUUAAUAAUUAUAAAAUUAAAUGUAUUUUAUACAAUAUAUUUAAUAUCUUGAUCUUCAUAAAUAAUUAUUAUAAUAUAGAUACCAAAGAUGGUAUUUACAAAGAUUCAGAGAUAGAAAUAGAAAAAGAAAAAGGAAAUGUAAACUCAAAAAAAUUAUUUAAUGAUAAGUUAAACUAUUCGCUUGAACACACAAAUAUUUAUAAAACUUAUUUGUUCAUUUGUUUAUGCCUGAGCUUUGAUAAUAAAAAUGAAGAAGAUGUAUUAUUUAAUACACAUAUUAAUAUAAAUCAAAAUGAAAUUAGUUUCACUAAAUGUGUUAGUGAAUAUUUAGAUAUAUGUAUUUCAGAAAAAAAAUUAAAUAAGUUUUUCUCACAAGAAAUUAAAGAAAAAAAAAAAUAUUGCUUUUUAAAUUCUAUACAAAAUUCAUAUAUGAAUGAUAGCUUAAUAAAUACUCAUUAUAUAUGUCAAAAUCAAUAUAUAAAGAGUAUAUUAAAUAUUGGAAAUAGUAAUUAUUUUAUAAAAAAUAAUAUGAUGGUUUUUUGUUUUAUAUUAUUUGAAAAUUCACUUUAUGAAUUUCCAUGUAUAAGUAAUAAAUCAAAUAUUACUGAUCAUUAUAGUAAGUCAUUUACUGGAAUUAACAAAUAUUCUUUUUUGAAAAAAACUCGAUCAAAUGAUAAAACGUUAACAUUAAGAAGAAAAUUUUGGAAAAAAGUUUUUCAAAAUAAUAAUUUUGUACAAAAUGUUAAUGACGAAAAUAAAUCAGAUAUAAAAGGUUAUACUUCAAAUUCUGAUUUUAAAAAAAUUGACCAUGUAGAAUUUGACUUAAAUAAUAUAGGAUUUUUUAGAAUUGAUUUGUACAAUCUUAGAUUUGAAAGUGAUGAAAACUUUCAUGAAGACGUAGAAAAACAUAUAAAAUUGUAUACUAUUAAAAAAAAAAAUAAUAGUUAUAUUUAUGUAAAAAAAAAAGUAGAAAAUGAAACUGAUUUGAAACUAAUAGAAACUAUGAAAGAUAAUUAUACACAUGUAAUAAAUGUUUUAAAAACUAUGAGAAACAAAGAAAUAUGCUAUAUUUCAGCUGUAAGUGAUUCUAAUGAGUCACUUAAGAUAAAAAAAGAAAAUGAUAUACAAGUAAAUGGAAAUAUUGUUGGAAUUAAACAUAAUGAUUAUUCUUGUAAAUCUAAAUGUAGUGAUAAAAUAUUUAAAAAAGAAACAAAAAAUAUGAAUUCAAAAAAUAAGCAUUUCAAUUAUAUGAAUUCAGGUUCAAAAAUAUAUAUUACUGAAGAAAAUAAUACUAAAAUUUCAAAUGAAAAUAAUGUUACAAAAUCAAAUUGUUAUGAGAAUAUAUCACAAGAAUAUGAAAAAAAAUCUAAUAACUCAAAAAUAAGAAAUAAAUUAAAAAAACCUUUUUUUAUAGGUAUACAUGACACCUUUGUUCCUUUUGAGAUAGAAAAUCUGAUAUUCAAACUAAAAGAUUUUUACAACACCAAUGAAAAGGUAACUAAAAAAAAAAAUACAAUUUAUAAAGAAGAAAUACAUAAUAAUAUGCGAACAAGCCUAGAACAAAAAGAGAAUAAUUCAGUAUACGAAAAUAAAAGAGAAAAAGAAAAGAAAAUAACGAAUAAAAAUAAAAAAAAUGAAGUACAACUGGAAAAAGAGAUAACAUAUGAGAACAAAAAUAUAAAAGAAAAUAGUAGUGUUGAAUAUGAAAAUAUAUUUAAUAAAGAAGAUAACAAAUAUAAAAUUAUAAAUAACAAAGAAAGUAUAUUUAAAAACGAAAAUAGGGAUAUAGUAGAACAAUGUGUGGUAAAUAAACUUAAAAAUAAAUACAAAGAAAUAAACGAAGAAAAUAAAGAAAAUCUUAAUUUUAAUGGGACAUUUAAUUUUGAAAAUGAUUCAGAUACAUUAGAUUUUAAUGAAGUUCAUGAAAAUCCUAUUAUGUUAAAAUUAUGGAAAAAGUUUAAAGAUGAAGAAAAUUUACAGGAAAUAUUAAAAAAUUAUAAUAUCAAAGAUAAAAAUGAAAAAAUUCAAGAAUUUUUAAAUAAAAUUGAAGUUUAUAGUGAAAUGAAAAAUGAGAAAAUUAUGACAACUUAUAAGAAUUAUCAAAAUUCAGAUAUUUUCUUAGUUGAUAAUAUGGAAACUAUUCAAAAUGAAAAGAAUGUAAAUAUUAAUGAAAAAGAAAAAGAAGAAGAAGAAAACUAUUUAGAAAUUGAUCAAAUAGAUGUAGAAAAGUAUGAAGAAAAAUAUGAAAAGAAAAGUAUUGAUUUUUUGAAAAUAUUUAUUCAACAUAAGAAUAUUGGUGAAAUGAAUUACUUCGUAAAUAAAAAAAAUAUAAAUAUUUCUUUUAAUAUGUUUAAAAUACAUGAAGGAAAAAAAAAAUUAAUACUUAGUACAUAUACUAAUUCAAAAAAAAUAUCUCUUAAAAAUUAUCAUGAAGAGAAAAUUGAUUAUAAUAUUACACUGAAUAAAGAUGAAUGUUUUAAAUAUAUAAUAGACUUGUUGUUUCUACAUUUAAAUUAUAACAGAUUAUAUUUUAUAUAUAUCCCAAAAAAGUUAAUAGAUACUAGUAAUAUGAAAUUUCCAAAUGAUUUAUUUCUGAGUCAUAUGUGCUGUAAUUGUGAUAUUAUAUUAGAAAAUCUAUAUAUUACACCAGGAGAUUUACUAGGAAAUUAUAUGGUGAAUAAUUAUGUAUCCGUUUAUUUUGAAAAAACUAAUUUUAUAACACUCGUUUUAUUUCUUUUAUUUGAUAUAAUAAAAAUUUAUAACAAAAUAAAAAAACUACAAUGCUAUUUUGAAAGUAUAUGCAAAAAAUUUAUGAAAAAUUUUCAUGACUACUUCAACACAAGGCAUAAAAAAGUAAAUUAUGAUUUGUGUAAAAUAAAAAAAAGAAAAAUUUUAUCAAUUCCUAAUGAACUGUUAAAAAAAAAAAAUGUUAAAAAAUCAGAGCAUAAUUUAAGUAAUGAUAUUAAUAUUUCUUCUUCGAAGCAUUACUCUAAUUUUAGUGAGGAAUAUAUAAGCGCAAAAAAAGAUAAUAAUGUAGAUAAAAAAUCUUUAAUUAUUAACGUUUCUUCCACUUUAAAUUCAGAAAAUUACACAAAUAAUAUUAAUAAUAAUAAUAACAUUAAUAGUAAUAUUAAUAAUAAUGAGAAUAAUAUAUUUAAUAAUUAUUACUUAAAUAAAGCGAAUAAUGAAAAUCCUUUUAAUAAUGGAUAUAAAUACAAAAAUAUAUAUAUAAAAAUAAUUGACUUGAAACUUUAUGAAUUUAUUAAUGAUUAUAUAAAUUACAUAAAAGAAAAUAAUAGUUGUUACUCUUUAUGUCCUUAUAUAUUUGUUUACAAAUUUGAAAGCCUAUGUUUUCUUUUUAUUCCAGUGUGUAAUAACUUUUAUUUAAUUUUCUAUCUCUUUUUUUUUCAUUUUCUUAAUUGUUCAGACUUUUUUAAUUUUAGAAGAUGCUUUAACGGAAGUAAUAACCAUGAAUAUAUUUCAAAAAUGAAUUCUAUAUUGCCAAGUAAUAAUAACUUUUUGCAUAUUAAUAAUGUAAUUAAAAUAUUAAAUAUCCAUAAAAAUAAUAAAACAUAUAUUAAAUAUAUUUCAUUGAAUAAACGAAUUGAGAAUAAAAACAUUCCCCAGUAUUAUAAAUGGAUAAAAAAUAAAAUUAUUAUUGACAUAAGAAACUCUUUUUCUUCACCCUAUUUUAUUCGUACGAACAAUUUUUGUAAUUUCGUUGAAAAUACAAAUUUACAUAUAAAUCUAAAGAAAUUAUACUUAAAUAAAGAUCAUAUAUUUACUUUUAAAUUGGAUAAAAGGAUAAAACAAAAUGAAAAAAUUUCAAAUGUUAAUGACAUUAUAUAUAUGUUUAAUCACUCUUUUAAUAUUUUUACAUACCUCUAUGAUGAAAAAAAAUCUACUAGAAGUAAAGAGUUAUUUUAUCAUAGUAAAUAUAUCAUUAUUCCUUAUUUUGAAGACAUAUACAUAAACAAAAAUAAUUUACAUAUAUAUUUGAAAAUUCAAGAAACUCGUAGAAAUUUCUUUAAAAGUGAUAAAACAUGUGUGAAUCAGAAUCAGAAUCAUAAUCAGAAAAGAGAUUAUGAACAGUUUAAAAAAGAAUCAAAUAAUGGAAACAUGAGUAAAGAAGAACAAGUAAAAAUUCAUAAAUACUCUUUUAUUUAUAACAUAUAUGAAAAUUGCAAUGACACCUUUAUAAAUUAUUUUUAUUUCUUAAUAAAUAAAUUAAUAUUAGAAGCAGUCAGUGAGAUAAAAUCAAAUAAUUUUUUAAACAUUAGUCAUCUUUUAAAUUUAUUAGAUAAGUAUGAAGUGAAUUUUGAUAUUUAUUUUUGGGUAUUAUACGAUAAUUAUAUGAAUAUUUACAAAAAAUAUUGUAUCCAUGCAGAACUAGUAAAAUUUUUCAAUAAUAAUAAUCGAAAUAAAACAUAUAAUUUUGAUUACUUAAAAAAAAUAAAAUAUAAUUGCUGUAAUAAAAAAAAAUUUUAUAUGAAAAGGAUUUUAAUAUUUUCAGUAUGUUUAUUAGUAUCCUUUAUUUGUAAAAGAAUUUUUGAGUUUUUUGUAACAGACUUAAAUUAUUCAUAUGAAUAUGUGUUGAGUAGCAUAUGCUUCUUCUUUUUUUCAAAAAACGCAAAAGAAAAAAUAAAUAAUGAUCUAUACUUGAAUAUUCUAAAAUCUAUUUAUUUUAAUUUAUUUUUUUCAUUAAGCUUCGUUUUGCAAUAUAUUCCUCUAAGAGUUCAACAUUUAAAUUUAUUUAAAAUUAUAAAAAAGGUUAAAAAAUAUAAAAUUAUUUUGUCUAUUUGUUUAAAUUAUGUCUGUGGUAUAAAUUUACCUUUUUACAUUUUUUAUGAAAUUCAAAAUAUGCCCUACACUUUAAUGAACGAUUUUUUUUUAUUUGAAAAGAAAAUAUGGAAUAUGAAUGUUAAAAAAUCUGAAUUAAUGGAUUCAAUAAAUACUAAUGAAUUUGGAGAAAAUUAUUAUGAUGAAUUUAACUUUAAAAUUAAAAGCGAAAAGGAAAAAAUAAAUUGGAUUAAUGAAAAUCUCGAUUUUAGUGUUUCUAAUGAUUCCUUACAUUUUUUUAAAAGUAAAAAAGUUAAUAAGAAAAUUUACAAAUAUUUUCAUGAGAAUUUUAAAAAAAAUAAAAAUUUAAAUCUUAUAAAUCUUAUUAUUAAAAUGAAUUUUAUUUCGUGUUUGAAUAUUUUUAAGUUUCAUGAUUUUCAACAUGCUUCAAAUAAUAUACUUAGUUAUUUCAAGUAUGGUAGUUUUCAGAAUUUCAAACAAAACUGUAGACAUGAUGAUUUAUAUAUUAUAAUUUUUUCUAAUUUUGUUAGUUUUAUGUCAUUAUUUAGGAGUAUAAGUAAUUAUGAAAUAAAUGAGUAUCAAAACACAAGGAAUUUUAGUUAUUCAAACCAUGAUAGUAAUGAUUUAAAAAAAAUUUCAUCAAGUGAAAAAUUAGAUGUUACAAAAAAAAAAUUAGAGUAUUGUGAAAUAAAUGAAUAUUUAAAAGAACCAACUAUGACAUUAGAAAACAAUUAUAGUUUAAUGAAAGUCAGUAGUGAUUUACUUCCUUAUGGAGAAUAUAAUUUAAAGGAAAAAAUGAUUUUCGAUAUUUUGCUAAAAAUAAUAGAAACAAAGUAUAGUUAUUUAUUAAUUAUUUUACCAAUAUUUGCAAAAGAAAAUUUUAACUUGUUAACUGAUGAUUUAAAAAUUUAUCUAAUAAAUAUUUUUUUUUUUAUUUUCAUUAGAACAGAUAAAUAUAAAAUAUGUAAAAAGAAAAAAAAAAAUAAAAUAAAAAAUUUAAGUAAAAUAAAUAAAUAUUAUUUUAAUAAAGAAGAAAAUAAUGAUAUAUUUCACUCAAGAAAAAAAAAUAGUGCUUUAAACAAUUCGGAUUCGGAAAAUUUUUUCUUCAGCUCAUUUGAUUUUUCGAAGGACAAUUAUUUUGAAACAGAAAAAAAAAAACAGUUAGAUAAUGAAAAUGAAACGAAAGAUAAAUAUGAAAGUAUAUAUGAAAUUGAAACUGAUGUUUCCGAAUAUGAAAUGGAAUCUGAAACGGACACUGAAAUGGAAACUGAAACAGAUACUAACGUAGAAACAGAAAAUAGAAGUAAAAAUGAAAAUAUAAAUUAUACAUACUUUAUCAAUGAAGAAAGUUCAUUUAAUCAUUUUAAAGAUCAAAUGAAAAUUAUUUUAUUAGAUAAUUAUCACAAUAUUUACCUAAUAGAGUUUUUCCUUAAAAUUGUUUUAAGAAUAAUUCCUUUUUAUAAUAUAAAAAACAAAAAUAAGCAUAUAAAUGUGCUCAAAUCAUCAAUUAUAUAUAACUCAAAAAUAAUAAUAAGUUUCUUAAUAUCAUUUAAAAAUAUUAUUUUAUCAAUGAAAAAUAAUUUCUAUGUAUUUAUUUAUUAUUUCUUCGUAAAUGGAUACAUAUCACUAAUUUUAUUAGAUGUGCAUAGGGCUUUUAAAUAUUUUAAAAAAAUGUUUCUCCUUAUAAUAUUUUUUUUUGGAAAUCCUAUAUUUUCAUUAAAUUAUCACCCAUUUCUAAUAUAUGUGACUUAUAUUUUAUAUGUUUUAACAAUUUUAUCAAAGUUAAAUUUAAUAAAUUUUUAUAAAAAUUUAAAGGAGAAAAAAAUGAUUGAUGAAAGUUAUGAAAAAAUAAAUAUAUAUGAUAAUAAUAAUGAGAGGAUAAAGGAUCAAUUACACUAUAAUAAAAAAAUUGAUUCAAAUAAUGUUUGGAUGAAACAGAAAUAUGAAAUAUGGAUGUAUUUGGAAAUAAUUCGUAAAAUUAAAAGAAAUUACACAAAAUUUAAUAAUAACAUUUAUUUAGUUCCUUUGAAUUAUUCUUUUAUAAAUAUGAAAAAAAUUUUUAGGAAGUACAUAGAAGAAAAAGUUGAAAACUUUGGAAAUAUAAACGUUUAUGAAAUAAAAAAGAACUUUGUUAAAAAAAAAAUAAAUAAUAUAAAAAAAAAAAAAAACAAUGAUAAUUUUUUUUUAUUAAAAGAGAUGAAUAUAAAUGAUAAAUUAAUAGAUAAAAAUUUACCUAUAAACAUUAAUAAUAAUUUUGUAGCAUUAUAUCCAACAGUUAAAAAUGUUAAAGUUCCAAGAAUUUAUCUUGUAGAAGACAUUUUUAAAUCAUUAUCAUCUAGUGAUUUUGAAAAAAAAAAAAAUUUCAGCAACCAUAAAACAUUCACAAAAAUAAAAAAUAACUCUAAUAAAAUAAAAGAAUUUAAAUGCCAAAAUAAAGAAAAGAAAAAUAAUGAAGGUCUAAAACAGGAAAAGGAAGAAAAAAAAGAAAAAGAAAGAGAGAGAAAAAAAAAAAAAAAUGUAUUUAUAAACCCUAAUAUUUUUCCAAUAAAUAAUUUCCCUUAUGAAAAAUCUGAAUGUAUAAAAGAUGAAAAUAAUAAUAAAUCAGUACAUGGAAUUGUUCAUAAAAAAGAUAUAAGUAAUGUAUUAUUAUAUAACUUAAUAUACAUAAACAAAAUGAAUAGGAAAUUAAAUAAUUGUAAAUUCGUUUUUUUUAAUUUUAAAUAUUACAAUUAUAAGAAAAUAAUUUCAAAUGAAAAUAUUUACUAUAAAAUGAUACUGGAAAAUUUCAAGAAAAAAUUAUGCGAAAAUUAUUAUGCCUAUACUUUUGGAAAUAAUGAAGACGGAAGUCUUGCUAUUGGAAAACCUUCUUACCUAAAGUUAACUCCAACUAUUGGUUCAAUAGGAUAUGAGAAAAAUAAGAAGAGUGUAAAAAAAGGUACAGACUUUUGGUUUACAAAUAAUUUACAGUUAAUUCCUAUUAAAAUUAAAAAAAUAUGUAUGAAUGAAAGUAUGAUAUCUAUAAUUGAUAAGAAACAUAAUUUAUAUAUUGCUGGAAAUAACACAUUUACUGAAAUAAAAAAUGAGCUACUUUUCAAAAAUAAAAAUGGAAAAGCAAAAUAUAAAGAAAAACAAAAAAAUAUAGAAAAUAAUCCAAUAAAUAUCAGUAAUAAAAUAAAAAUUGAUAAAUUCUUUAUAAAUUUAAGGUUAAAAAAGAUGAAAAAAUAUGGAAAAUACUUCUUUGAUUAUAAUAGCUCAUCUUGCGAUAGUGAUAAUCUUAUAUUUGGAAAUUCACUGGAAAGUAAGGGAACUACAAAUUUUUUAAAAUCACAUUUUCACAAUGAAAAAUUAUAUGAGCUCUAUAAAAAAAGUGAAAAUAAAAUUAAAUGUAACUCUUGUUUGUGUGCAUCAUUAAAUUCAAUAUCUGAUAACUUUAGUUCAUGUAAAAGUGACAUACUUUCUUCUUUUGAUAGUGAAGAUAGUGAUAAUACAUAUAUUAAAGUUAAAGAUAAGGAAGAAAUAAACAAAAACAUGAAUGUAAAUAUUUUAUUGAAAAGUGAAGAUAAGUGUUUUUAUGUAAAAAAGAAAAAUUAUUCUUUAAAAAAAAUUUCAAUAGAUGAUUUUAAUAUUUAUAAUAGUAUAUUGUAUUCUUCAUCAUAUGCAAAUCAAUAUUUAACACAAAUUCUACCUAAUCAGAGACCAUCUAUCAAAUCUUUGAAAAAAUAUUUUAAACAAAAAUCUACAGAAAAUGUGGAUAAAAAAAAAAAAAAUUAUGAACAUAAUAAAUAUUCACAGAAAAAACAAUUACAAGAACAAGAACUACAACAAGAAGAACAAGAACAAAGAAAAAAUGAUAAAGAAAGUUAUAAGAAAAAUGGAAUAGCAAAAGGAAAGAAUGAAAAAAUAUUACUAGAUAACAACCAAAAUAAUAAUAAAUUCAUAUAUAAUUUUAUACGUGACAUAAAAACAAGAAUCAAAUUUACUGAUAUUUUUAACGGUUCAGAUUUUGUUAUAUCAAUAAAUAAUUUCGGUCAUGUAUAUUCAUGGGGGAAUAAUAAAUAUGGGUGCUUAGGAACUGGUGAUAAUAUUAAUAGGUACUCUCCUACCUUAAUUAAUCCUGGUCAUUUUUUUUUGUAUGAUUUUGAAAAAUUGCAGAUACAUACAAAUUAUAAAACAGAAAUAAAAAUAAAAGGAAUAGAAAAUAUAAAUAGCAGAUGCUGUGAAAAUAUCUUAUAUAAUUCCUUAAUUCUAGAUACAAUAAAAAAGAAUAUUCAUAAUAAAAAUAUAAAUUCACAGAAUAAUUUAAAAGAACCUAGUAUAAAAUAUAAUGAAGUUGAUAGAAAGUUUUCCAACUCCAACAAUUUUAUAGGUGUAAAUAAAUGUAAAGAUGAAGACUUCUUUACAUUAAAAACAGAUAAUAUAUAUACAUCAGAACAUAUGUUUAAUUUUGAAAACUUAGGGAUUAAAAAUAUAACUAUAAGCGUACAGAAAAUAUAUGUUCCUAUUAGUUCCAUUUGUUGUGGAAAUAAUCAUGUUUGUGCAUAUUCUAAUGGAUCUAUAUUUAUGUGGGGUGAACAAAAAUUAGGUCAAACAUCUAUUCCUUUUGAAAAUAUUUAUUUCGACUUCAAUAGAACCCAUUUUUCGGAUAGUGAUUCAACUUAUAAAAAAAAUAAUAAUGAAAAAACAGAAGAUGAAAUAAAUAAAAAUUCGGAACUUUUAUCUUCUUCUACAUCAUCUGAUAAUUACUACUUUCAUGUGAUGCAUAAGAAGAAAAUAGAGAAUGGAAAAAAUAAGUUUAACAAAAAUAAAAUAUUAUGUUGUAAAAAAAAAUUCAAUUUUAAUGUUAAAAAUCCAAUUCAAAAUUAUUUUAACAUAACAAAUAAUGAUAUUCUUCUCAAUAACAAAAAAUUAAAAUUGUAUUCUAAUCUAAAUUCAGUUAACACAAAAAGAAAAAAAAUUAACAAUGAUUUAGUUCUUGUACCAGUUCAAGUUUGUUUAUUCAAUUUAUCAUACAGAAUUAAAAAAAACAAAAGCAAUAUAAAUAAUAAAUAUGUUACAAUAGACUAUGUUGAACCUAAAGCUAAAAGCAAUGAAGAUUUAAUAAAUACAAAAUAUAAUUUCUCUAGUUUUGAAAGUUCUGAUGAUUAUAAUAAUAAAACAAUUAAUAAAAAUGCACAAAAAAAUAUGGAAAUACGAAAUAUGAAUUUUAAAAAUAAAUCUAAAUAUAUUAGAGUAUAUGAUUACCUAGAAACAUUUAUAAAGGCCGAAGUAGUCAAUAUAUAUAUGAGCCUUUUUAGAAAUGACAUUAAUAUUUAUACUAAUAUUCCGAAUAAUAUUAAUAUUAAUCCGUAUAUAUAUGGAAUGAAGUUUUAUGAUUACAACUUUUAUGAUGAAAAUUAUUUGAAUGUACAGGAUUAUUAUGAUGAAGUAUUAUAUAAAAAAGAAACUAAUAACAAAAAUAAAAAUUUACACAUUUCAAAUGAAAAUUAUUACGUUGUCCAUGAUGAUAUAAAUAAAAAAUUAAAUAAUGAAAGAAUUGAUAAAAAUGAAGAAAAUUGCUUAAAACCACAAAAAAACAUUGACCUACUUAAUAUUGAUGACCCCAAUAAAUUUGUAAAAUUAAUGAAAGAAAAUAAAAUUAUUAAUCCGCAAAUUUAUGAAUACAUUGAAAAGGAGGAAACUGUGUGUAUCAACAUUAAAUUAAUUAUUUUUUUAUUUUUGUUUAUAAAAAAAAAGUAUAUGACAAUUUUCUUGAAUAGUAUUAUGAUGGUGUCAAAUGUAUCCUGCGGUGAAGCAAAUACUAUAAUAACAUGUUUUAAAAAAAGUAUUUAUGACAAAUAUUAUCAAUAUAUAAUGAAAAAUAUUACUUGUUCAGAAAAUUAUAAGCAUUUGAAAAGUGAGAAAUUGCAGUCAAAAUUAAACUUAACUGUUCCAGAAUAUGAUUUAAACUCUGUAAGUGAAAAAAGUGAAUUUAUUUAUAGAAACGAUAUAUAUGACACCAAAAAUUAUACAAGCACAAUAGUAAAUUGGGGAGACAAGUCAUUUGAUGAGUAUAAUAUUAUAAAUUCAUCUCUUUCAUGUUCCGACACAUCACGUUUCAGUCGAAUGAUAGAAGAAAUAUUAGCAAAUUAUAUGUGUAUUUAUGUAAGUGGUAGGGAUACAAAUAAUAAUUUAUGUAUAAAUAAUAUUAACCAGAGUGUAUACACAUUCACCCGAAUUACAAAUAAUUUUUUCUAUUAUAAUUUUAAUUAUUUUUUGUUUCUCUAUAAAUAUAAUUAUUAUCUUUAUUAUAUACAUAAAAAUAACGUUCACAUUAACCAUAACAAUGAUACUACUUAUAUACAAAGCAAUCCUCUUACCUCCUUUAAAAAUAAGUUUAACACAUUUGUAACUAAAGAAAAUAAUAUAAAUGUAACUAAUUCUAAAAUUCAAGGUGUUUCACCAAAUAAGUUUAUAAUUAUAAAAAAAAUAGUUUGUAGUAAUACUGUUACUUGUCUUGUUGAUACACACAAUAAUGUUUAUAUGGCUGGGGAUGUAAAAUAUUAUUUUCCUAACUUUUUUCAUCACAUAGCUUACGCAUCAUCACCUUUUAUAAAAAUAAAUUUGAAUAAUACAAAAACGAUAAAAAAUAUUUCAUUUAACCCAAAUAAUAUAUUUUUAAUAUAUGAUGAUCACUCUUUUGAAAUACUAGGCUAUAAUGAUUAUAUUGAUUUCUUUAAAUAUAUUCAUCCUAUAUUUUUUACUAAUAAAUAUGUACAGAAGCAUUCAUACAAUAUGUUGAAAAUACCCAAUUCAGAUUUUUUAGUAAAGCAAGUGCAAACAGGAAGCAACUGUGUUAUUUUUGUUAUGAAAAAGAAAAAACGGAAGAAAAAAAUAAGAAAAUCAAGCACUUGA
This is a messenger RNA of Plasmodium gallinaceum, 12426 nucleotides long. RefSeq names its product conserved Plasmodium protein, unknown function. The transcript has 3 exons. The coding region runs from base 1 to 12426 and encodes 4141 amino acids. Lineage: Eukaryota; Apicomplexa; Aconoidasida; Haemosporida; Plasmodiidae. The record is from RefSeq and is a predicted model, not a curated record.